Molecule: messenger RNA, 1485 nt
Organism: Phyllostomus discolor (pale spear-nosed bat)
Lineage: Eukaryota; Metazoa; Chordata; Mammalia; Chiroptera; Phyllostomidae
Gene: EPX
Product: eosinophil peroxidase
Exons: 7
Coding region: 298-1452 (384 amino acids)
Biological process (GO): response to oxidative stress
Molecular function (GO): heme binding; peroxidase activity
Source: RefSeq, a predicted model, not a curated record
CCCAGGCUGGUAAGCUGCAGGGUGAUGUGGGUGUUUCAGUCUCACAACUCCCCCCAAAAUAAAAGGGAAGUUUAGAGCUCCACCUCAAGAGGCUGGGCUUCUGGGGCCCAGAACACCCCUCCCUCACCAUAGGGCAAGAUAUAAAAGUCCCUCCCCAGCUACUUCCAAAGAAGAGCAGGAGGAGGGGAGAGGUCAGCUUGGGGUCCUUCCAGUGAGAAGGGGGCAAGAGACUCCACCGCUUUGCAAGACGUGGGUGUUGCUCGUUGCCCCACUGUGGCUGGGGGUCUCAUUGUGGAGAUGGAGCUGCUCCUGGCCCUGGCGGGGGUCGUAGCCACACUGGUCCUGGCCCAGCCUUGUGAGGGCACUGCCCCAGCAGCUUCCCCCAUGGCAGUGGAGACAUCGGUCCUUCAGGACUGCGUGAAAGAGGCCAAACUGCUGGUGGAUGCCGCUUACAACCGCACUCAGGAGAGCAUCAAGCAGCGCCUUCGAAGCGGCUCUGCCAGCCCCAGGGACCUCCUGUUCUACUUCAAACAGCCGGUAGCAGCCACCAGGACAAUUGUGCAGGCAGCUGAUUAUAUGCACGUGGCCUUGGGGCUGCUGGAGGAGAAGUUACAACUCCAGGGGUCCAGCUCCUUCAAUGUUACUGAUGUGCUAACAGAAUCCCAGCUGUGGCUGCUGUCCAAGGCCAGUGGCUGUGUGGUCCAGAGCCAGGAGGAGAAGUGCAGGAAUGACUAUCGCACCAUCACUGGGAGAUGCAACAACAGGAGGAGACCCUCGCUGGGGGCCUCCAACACCGCCCUGGCUCGCUGGCUGCCAGCUCAGUACGAGGAUGGGCUGUCGCUCCCCUUUGGCUGGACCCCUGGCAAGAGGCGCAAUGGCUUCCUCCUCCCUCUGGUCCGGGCCGUCUCCAACCAGAUCGUGCGCUUCCCCAGGGAGAGGCUGGCCUCCGACCAGGGCCGGGCACUCAUGUUCAUGCAGUGGGGCCAGUUCAUCGACCACGACUUGGACUUUGUCCCUGAGUCCCCAGCCCGAGUGGCCUUCACUGCAGGCGUUGACUGUGAGAAGACCUGCGCCCAGCUGCCCCCCUGCUUCCCCAUCAAGAUUCCGCCCAAUGACCCCCGAAUCAAGAACCAGAGAGACUGCAUCCCUUUCUCCCGCUCGGCACCCUCCUGCCCCAGGAAGAACGUCAUUCGAAACCAGAUCAACGCCCUCACCUCCUUCUUGGACGCCAGCAUGGUGUACGGCAGCGAGGUCUCCCUCGCCCAGCGCCUCCGCAACCGGACCAACUUCCACGGGCUACUGGCCACCAACGAGCGCUUCAGUGACAACGGCCGGGCCCUGAUGCCUUUCGACAACCUGCACGACGACCCCUGCCUCCUCACCAACCGCUCUGCACGCAUCCCCUGCUUCCUGGCAGGUCAGACGGGAGGGUGGGGAGGUGGUGUUUCCUAGGACCCCCAGUCCCUGGCUUCCGGACUGGGAGGC